Messenger RNA from Liolophura sinensis, 2661 nucleotides. Its product is annotated as aurora kinase C-like. NCBI's taxonomy places the organism in Eukaryota, Metazoa, Mollusca, Polyplacophora, Chitonida, Chitonidae. The transcript is spliced from 8 exons. Gene Ontology annotation, biological process: protein phosphorylation. Bases 92 to 1078 code for a protein of 328 amino acids. The record is from RefSeq and is a predicted model, not a curated record. Gene Ontology annotation, molecular function: ATP binding; protein kinase activity.
CUAUUACAGGCCAUGGUACGAAUUUCAAAGCUACCACAGUCUCAGAGGAGUUUUACCUGUAAACCUUGCCGAAUAGGGUGAAGUUGUGAUAAUGGAAGCCAAGAGAGUUUUGAAAACAUUGAACCAGCCAAAUCACCAACCAGUGAGCCAUACGGCCAGUCAUUCUGCAAUCAGAAAACCGAUGAAUGCUGAAAAUGCUGAUGAUGAUGGAGACAGGCCUAAAGCCAAACUAGUUGUGAAGCAUUGGUCCCUUCAAGACUUUGAUAUAGGGAAACCUCUUGGAAAAGGCAAAUUUGGAAAUGUCUACCUGGCUCGAGAGAAAACCACAAAAUAUAUUGUUGCUCUUAAGGUGUUAUUUAAGUCCCAGUUACAGAAAGCAGGUGUGGAACAUCAACUCCGCAGAGAAAUAGAAAUACAGUCCCAUCUUAGACAUGAUCACAUAUUAAAACUGCACGGCUACUUUCACGACACAAAGAGAGUGUUCCUGAUCCUAGAGUUUGCAGGUAGAGGGGAACUGUACAAAGAAUUACAGAAAAGUGGUAGAUUUGAUGACCGCAGGACGGCCACAUACAUAGCAGAACUGGCACAGGCUUUAAUAUAUUGUCACGCCAAGAAAGUCAUACACAGGGAUAUCAAGCCAGAAAAUCUGCUUCUGGGACUGGCAGGUGAACUAAAGAUAGCUGAUUUUGGUUGGUCAGUCCAUGCACCUUCUGCAAGGAGAGCAACGAUGUGUGGGACACUAGAUUAUCUUCCCCCAGAGAUGAUAGAGGGGCGCCAUCAUGACGAGAAGGUAGAUUUGUGGACAGUGGGCAUCCUUUGCUACGAGUUUCUGGUAGGGAAACCACCGUUUGAAGCAGAGGGAAACACAGAGACAUACAGACGAAUCACCAAAGUUGAUCUGCAUUUUCCCUCUCAUGUAUCCAACGGUGCCAGGGAUUUGAUUUCAAAGCUUCUGCGUCAUGACCCCAUGAAGAGACUGCCAUUAACUCAUGUUCUGACUCACCCCUGGAUUCUGGAGAAUGCUAAGGAGACGUCACUUCCCAAAUCAGCCACAUCCCGCACUAACUCUGCCAAUUAGACAAACAAAAUAUAUGAUAAUGCUGCUGGAUAUCUCAUUUGUGCUACAAAAUGAAAAAUGCCACUUUCUCUCUUUUCUCCUGAUCAAAAUUGGGCUGUAUUCCUAUGUGAGAUAACAUAAUCUUGCAGGAAACUGCAUUUCCAUCUGACAGUCUGAUAUGUAUUGCUGAUGAUGUAAGAUUUGUCUUCCCCGUAGGUCGCUAGGGGUGAUUAGUUAUACCAGGAUGUUUAACUAACGACGAUCAGAAGGUUUUGUUGGCAUAGGCCCUACUGUCCAUACGCGUACAUUAUAGUGUAUAACUUCUAGACAGUUCUCUGUAGUUGAAUUUGAUAAACAUGCGUCAUACCUGUAUACAUAACAAACGAUCAUCUGAAGAAUUCUCUCUAGACUGAAUACCAGUAGCCAGUUAUGAUUAAUCCCAUUAUAGAGCUACUCUUAAAUCAACACUUAACAAGGUUAUCAGGCAACAUGGACCGCAUGGGAAUGGAUCCACAAAGCCAUUUCUAAAUUAAAUUGGAAUUUAAAAUUCGAUUUUAUGCCUUAUUUUUGGUCCAUAGAAAUUGGGACCACCUCGUACAUGUUGUCUAAACACUGAUGUGCCCACAUUUCCGACUGCAGUUUCAAAAUUAAAAUACCGUGACGAGGUUUUAAAUUUUGACGCAUGUAAUUCAGAAAUAGCUAAAUAGAACCUGUCCAUGCACUGAAGCUUAAUUUAUACAAAAUUAACGGAUUUCUCUUCAUUCAUGUUCACUAUAUGCUGACCUAUUAUACCUAUCUUUCUCCAUUAACCUGAUUGGCCAUUAUUCUCUUGCAAUACACCAGUACUAUAUUUAUAUACUAUUAUAUCACUUUGUCCAGAAAUCCUCAUUGCGCAAAAGCGGUAAUGAGCAAUAUAUAUACUACAUAGCUUUGACCCGAGUUACUUUAGCUGAGAGACGUUCCCCAUUGAUAUAAAUGGUCAUUCGCAUUCUACUGCAUUUUUAGUCAAGAAGUGUUUUUAGUUGUUUUCUUUCAUACUCAGAAAUGCAUUGUAUUCCCGAAGAUAACCCUUUAGAUAACCCUUUCAUGAAAGCGAAGACUUUUCCCUGGGUGCAUCGCCCGAUAUCAAAUAACUUUUUAUCACUUUUAUUAGUAUACUUUCCUGAAAUUUUCGUGGCUUCUUCGAAAAUAUGAAAAUCGUAUCUAUUAGAUAGUGUAUGUUUUUUAACAUGUAAGGUAUAUAUAUACAUUAUUGUGCCUUAGUCAAAUCACUGACGAUAUAUACAUAUACACAUAUAUUGUCGUUUUAUUUACUAUAUAUCGUUUCAAAUAUUCCCUCUGGACAGAUAUGUAUGGUAUUCUUAUGGAUUUUUAAGGAGAAUGACACAAUCUCAGAAAUAACUUGUGAAAAUGACCUUUGUGAAAGCAAUCUAAGUUUAUAUUCUUGUGUACAUCGUAAAUAGGGAGAAAUACAGCGACUGUCCUAUGAUGCCUCUUGAAUGGCAUUCUUUCAGAUGUCGGAAAUUGCGCACUCAAAUUAAUUUUGCUCUAUGCACAUGAGUGUGCAAACGUUCAAGAACACCACUCCAAAUUUCAAGUAAUAA